Rotaria sp. Silwood1 is the source of this 810-nucleotide messenger RNA. The record is from the annotation of a GenBank genome assembly. NCBI's taxonomy places the organism in Eukaryota, Metazoa, Rotifera, Eurotatoria, Philodinida, Philodinidae.
AUGAAAUCGAUAUUUAUUUCUACUCUAUACUUUUGUUUUAUUUCAGUACCACUACGUGCAAGUUCAACUGAUAUUGAUUCGAAGGCAAAAUGGGCACAGAAUGGUAUCACUGUAGCUGGAGGAAAUGGAUAUGGCAAUGGAACCAAUCAACUAAAUUUCCCAUGGGGUUUGUGCGUCGACGAUGAUCAAACGAUUUAUGUUGCUGAUUGUUGGAAUCAUCGUAUUGUGGAAUGGAAAUAUGGUGCAACGAAUGGAAAAGUAGUUGUUGGUGGAAAUGGUGAUGGAAAUGGAGCUCAUCAGUUAAACGACCUACUCGAUGUGAGUAUCGACAAAGAGAGAGAUAGUCUCAUCAUCAGCGACUACAGCAAUAAAAGGGUAGUUCGAUGGCCUCGUCGAAAUGGUACUAGUGGAGAAACAAUUAUUUCGAAUAUCUCUUGUGCCGGUUUGACAAUGAAUGAGAAUGGUUCUCUCUAUGUCGUUGACAAUGAAAAACAUGAAGUGAGACGAUAUCGAAUUGGUGACACUAAAGGAACAGUGGUUGCAGGUGGCAAUGGACAAGGAAAUCGUCUCAAUCAACUCUCCCAACCUCACUAUGUAUUUGUCGAUCGAGAUCAUUCAGUUUAUGUGUCUGAUUGGGAAAAUCAUCGUUUAAUGAAAUGGGAAGAAGGUGCAAAACAAGGCAUUGUCGUAGCCGGUGGUCAAGGAUAUGGAAAUAGUCUUACACAAUUAAAUGAACCUGAAGGAGUCGUUGUCGAUCAAUUGGGUACUGUCUAUGUGGCUGAUUCUGGGAAUCAUCGAAUCAUGCGUUGA